Cavia porcellus (domestic guinea pig) is the source of this 2520-nucleotide messenger RNA. It is a transcript of the gene Plin5, whose product is annotated as perilipin 5. The coding region runs from base 230 to 1606 and encodes 458 amino acids. Lineage: Eukaryota; Metazoa; Chordata; Mammalia; Rodentia; Caviidae. The record is from RefSeq and is a predicted model, not a curated record. Gene Ontology annotation, cellular component: cytosol; lipid droplet. The transcript has 9 exons. Gene Ontology annotation, biological process: lipid storage; positive regulation of triglyceride storage.
CAGCUAUAAGGCGGCGGAGCGGGCAGUGGGCGGAGACGGCGGGAGCUGAGGGUCCUCGCUGGCCCUGGUGGGGGCCAGAAGCCGCGCGAGCCCAGGUGACCUGUGAGGCUGAUCCGGAUCCUGCAGCUGUCGCCUCCACCCCUGUGGGGGUGCAGGAGGAGGCUGUGCAGGUGCAGCCCUGGCACAGGCAGCAGGGACCUGAACCACGGGGGACCGUGUGGCAGCCACCAUGUCCGACAACGAGGCCACUCAAGACCCCACACCCAGCCUGGAGGAGCACCACCAACAGAAUGUCAUGCAGCGUGUGGUGGCCUUGCCCCUCGUCCGGGCCACCUGUGCCCGUGUCUCCAACGCUUACAACGCCACCAAGGACAGGCACCCGCUGCUGGGUUCCGCGUGUCGCCUGGCCGAGAGCUGCGUGUGCAGCCUGACCACGUGUGCCUUGGACCACGCCCAGCCGCUGCUGGACCACCUGCAGCCCCAGCUGGCCACGGUGAACGAUCUCGCCUGCAGGGGCCUGGACAAGCUGGAAGAGAAGCUGCCCUUUCUCCAGCAGCCUUCGGACACGGUGGUGACCUCGGCCAAGGACGUGGUGGCCAGUGGGGUCACAGGUGUGGUGGACCUGGCCCGGCGGGGCCGGCGCUGGAGUGUGGAGCUGAAACGCUCUGUGAGCCACGCCAUGGACGUGGUGCUGGGCAAGUCUGAGGAGCUGGUGGACCACUUCCUGCCCAUGACGGAGGAGGAGCUCGCGGCACUGGCAGCAGAGGCCGAGGGCCCAGAAGUGGGCUCCGUGGAGGAUCAGAGACGACAGCAGGGCUACUUCGUGCGCUUGGGCUCCCUGUCGACACGGAUCCGCCAACUGGCCUAUGAGCACUCUCUGGGGAAACUGAGGCAGAACAAACACCGAACCCAGGACGCAUUGGCCCAGCUGCAGGAGACGCUGGAGCUGAUCCACCGCAUACAGAGUGGGCUAAGCCCGACCCCUACAUCCCAGCCCGGGAAGGUGCACGAGCUGUGGGAGGACUGGAACCGGCGACCCCUGGAGAACGGCCGCCGCCGCCGGGACAGCCAGGCGGAGCUGGAGACGCUGGUGCUGUCGCGCCGGCUGACCUUGGAGCUGCAGAGCGCGGUGGAGGCGCUGCAGGCGGCCGUUCGCGGCCUGCCCCCCGGCGCGCAGGAGAAGGUGGCCGAGGUGCGGCGCAGCGUGGACGCCCUGCAGGCCGCCUUCGCGGACGCGCACCGCUUCGGGGACGUCCCCGCCGCAGCGCUGGCCGAGGGCCGGGGCAGCGUGGCGCGCGCGCACGCCAGCGUGGACGAGCUGCUGGAGCUGGUGCUGCAGGCCGUGCCGCUGCCCUGGCUCGUGGGCCCCUUCGCGCCGGUCCUGGUGGAGCGGUGCGAGCCCCCGCCCGACCUGGAGGACCUGGUGGACGAGGUGGUGGGGGCCCCCGACCCGCGCUGGGCGCACAUGGACUGGCCGGCCCAGCAGAGGGCCUGGGAGGCCGCGCACGGCGACGCAGCGGGGUCCUCCGGGGACGGCGGCUCCCGGGAGCCCGAGCCCCCCAGCGCCCAGGUCAGGCACACUCUGAUGCCGGAACUGGACUUCUGAGCGGUCGGGCCCCGUGCGCCCCCUGGUGGCCACGCGUGAGCGCGCACGGCCGAGGCCCUGCUCUCCUCUAGGACCGGCUGGGUUAGGGCCCAGUUUGGGAUCCUCCGCCAUCAGGGUCGCGAUGGGGCCUCCCGCUUUCCCUGCAUCGCCAGGGCCUGGCCUCGAGCUCCUCUAGUCAUUUUUACCUCUGAGCAAGGCUCUUCAGAGCCUGUCUGUGGUCCUAUCCCCAACCUGAAAGCUAGGCACACGCCUGUCAUCCCAGCACUCGGGAGGCUGAGGCAGGAGGAUCGUUGAGUUCAAGACCAGCCCAGCGUGGGCUGCAAAGUGAGCUCAAGGCCAGCCUGGACUACACAGUGAGACCCUGCCUCCAAAAGACAAAAGAGAGAGAGAGAGAGACAGAAGAGUUUGAGCCCAGCCUGGACAAUUCAGGGUCUAGAAGGAGACCUUGUCCAGAAAUUAAAAAUAAAAAAGGACUGAGGACCUAGGGAUGUACCUCAGUCCUAAGGCCUUGCCUGGGUUCAAUGCCCAGCACUGUGGAGGGGUAGGGAACAUCCCCCGAAAUUCACCCUUUGUAGCAUGGCUUCUGUUUGGGGCUUUAUAUUGUUAUUAUUAUUAUUAUUUCUGUGGGUGUGUGCGCAUGUGUGUACGUUUCAUUUUGGAGACAGAGUCUUGCUAUGUUGCCCAGGCUGGUCCUGAACUUGCAGAGAUCCUCCUGUCUCAGCCUCUUGAGUGCUGGGAUUACAGGCAUGUGCCACCAUGCCUGGCUUAUUUGGAGCUUUGAACAGUGAGUCCCCACACAACCCCAAAACGGAUAUCCCCAACUGAGGGUCCCCCAAAGAUGCCUGGUGUGUCCACUCAGCCAACUGGGCCCACCUGCUGUGCUCGCUCUUGAGAAUAAAAGCACUGUUCUCUAA